UCGGCUCCCUCACACCGUUGUUGUUGUUGUUGUGAAAAAAGGCAGAACAAAGGACUCCCCACGCUACAGAACCCUUCUACCUUUGCCGGCUUAGCCGUGUUAUGAUCACGCCCUGAUGGAAUGCUAUUAAAUGUAACCAUAUUAAGGCGCACAGCAGGCGUUAACUGAGCUCACACGCAGUCAGUGACCGAGGCAAAAAGGGAACUGAAUAGCAAACUGAGGCAUCAUCCUUCUCAUAUUUGGUCCUGUUUUCUUGGGUUCAUCCGUCUCCUUUUUCCAGAGAGUGCUCGCUGCUGAUAAGGUUUCAAUCCCUUCUCUGAAGGCUUGGCGCGGACAUCACUGUGGCUUAUUUGUUGAAGGGGUUGCUGUGGAUACUGCCGGUAGGGAGGCUGCACUGGAGCCAGAGGCAAGAGUGAACAAGCCGCCUGCUGCAGAGAGUGCCGCUAUGGAGCAGAUGAGGCUGAACCAGGCUAAGCAAACAUGAGAUUUACACCACACUGUCUGUGAAGGCUACAUCCAGCGCAAGAGACUAAGCCCCAUCCGCCUACAUAGCUCCAGCUGCACUCCUUGCCUCUCGCCAGUUUUCUUCCUGGAUUUUGUGCAGGAGUUGAUGGAAGUGGAGGGUGAAAAGGACCAGCCCAGCCACAUGUGUUAGCAUCGCAGGUCAUGUGAUUUCUCAUGAGGGCUGGGUGAAGUGGUGGAGGGUCUAAUAGACCCUGGAGCAUCUUUUUAUUUUUUUUUUUUCUCUCUGUGACUGCGUGAGUAGCGACGCCUGAAUGAGAAAAAGCAAUGCGGGCAACAGUAAUCCUGGUGCAGGUAAACCCAGGUGAGGCCUUCACUAUUCGACGAGAGGAUGGUCAGUUUCAGUGUAUCACAGGUCCUGCUCAGGUUCCCAUGAUGUCUCCAAAUGGUUCAGUGCCUCCAAUCUAUGUGCCUCCUGGAUACGUUUCACAGAUCAUAGAAGAGAAUGGAGUGCGGCGGGUUCUGGUUUUACCUCAGCAACCAGAGUUCCACCCAGGGGGCCACUCCCCUCUCCACCACCCUCCACCUCCGCCCCAUGCCCACCUGCCUGCCUUCAUCCCACACCCUGCCAUGAUGCCCCCGCCACCCCACCUGUACACGGGCAUGGCAGGGGGUGUGGGCGACAUGAGCUCUCAGUACAUCUCCCAGUACCAUCCGGCUCAUAUCUACUCAGAGCAGGUCUCUGCAGAUUCUCACUCCCAACACGGACGCCCGCCGUUUGUUCACAGAGACGACAGAACUAGCAAAACGUACGAGCGUCUGCAGAAGAAACUGAAGGACCGUCAGGGAGGCGGAGGAGGCGGGCAGGUGAAGGACAGCCCUCCCCCUUCGCCACAGAAGACUUGCAGCAGCCCCCCGACAGUGGACAUCCACAACGGCGUCGGAGGCAAUGCGCUGGAGGCGGAGCAGGGGCAGCUCAGCCAUGCAGUGGCCGGCCCUGACAGGCAGGCAGGCAGGGGGAGAAAUGGAGAGUCAGGAGAGCUGGAUAAGGAAGCUCAGGCCCUGCUGGCGCUAUUGAGUACCAUCAGUACACCAGUGGUGUCCGACAUCCAGGCCAGAGGAGCAGUAGCGAGCUGGGGUGCGCCCACCAGGCCCGAGAGCGAGAACGGCAGUGUGGAGGACGACUGCGGCCCUCCGGAGCCCCUCAGCUACGAGGUCUCCAUCUCAUUUAGCGGCAAAGACGGGAAGUACAAGAGCAUGUACUGCGGGGAAGAACUAAGUGCUACUUUAGAAGAUCUUCGACCAGCAACAGACUAUCAUGUCAGGGUCCAGGCCAUGUGUAACUGUUUACAGGGAAGCCCGUCGGAGGCUGUGAGCUUCACCACUUUAAGCUGUGAGCCGGAUCCUCCCAACGCUCCCAGGAAGGCCAGUGGGACCAAGAACACACUUGUACUGCAGUGGAAGCCUCCAUGUGACAACGGUUCCAAAAUCCAAAACUACAUUCUUCAGUGGGAUGAGGGGAAGGGCACAGGGAUUUAUGAACAGUGCUACUAUGGACCUCAGAAGCAGUACAGAGUGACCAAGCUUUCACCAGCUUCAAGAUACUCCUUCCGCCUCGCAGCCAAAAAUGACAUGGGUGUAAGCGAGUUCAGUGAAGUGGUGGACCUGUUCACCUCAUGCAGUGUGCCAUUGCCACCCUUCCCUCCAGAGCUGGAGAUGGCAGGGGUGACCUGGCUGUGUAUGAAGUGGCAGAGGCCCACUAGCUCUCCAAAGGAAGAUGACAUCUUCUAUGUUUUGGAGAUGGAGGAGGAAGGCUCGGGAUAUGGCUUCCAGCCAAGCUACGAUGGCGAAGAGCUCUCCUGCACCGUCAGAAAUCUCCACAGGAGUACCAAGUACAAGUUUAGGGUGGCAGCAUACAACUCCGAGGGGAAGAGUAACCCCAGCCAGGUGGUCGAGUUCAUCACGAACCCUGACAGACCCAGCAGUCCCUGCAGGCCAGUCAUCAGAGGAAGAGUCCUGCCCAACAACUUCAAGAUGGCAUGGGAGCCUCCGAAAGAUAAUGGUGGAGCAGAAGUCACAAAGUAUGUUGUGGAGCUGUCUGAGGGCUUAAGUGGCUUGUCUUGGGAGCUGGUGUACUCGGGGCCAGCUAUGGAGCACGUGUGUGAAGGCUUGAAGCCCGGCUGCUCCUACCAGACGCGAGUUUACUGCAUGAGCGAGGGGGGGCAGAGCCCGCUGUCGGAGACCCUGCAGGUCCAGACUCCCGCAGUUCCCCCAGGGCCCUGCCAGCCCCCUCGGCUGGUGGGCAAGCCCAAAGCCAGGGAGGUGCAACUGCGCUGGGGUCCCCCUCAGGUAGACGGAGGCAGCCCAGUGUCCUGCUACAGUGUAGAAGUGAGUGGGCCACAGUCUGAGGAGAGCAGGGAGGUUUACCAGGGUCCAGAGCUGGACUGCUCCGUGGGAGGCUUAAUGCCUGGCAAAACCUACAGCUUCCGGCUCAAGGCAGCCAACAAGGCUGGGUUUGGACCUCUUUCGGAGCGCUGUGAGGUUUCAACCGGCCCUGGGGCCCCUGAGCAGUGCAAGGCUGCCUCCACCACGUGCAAAUCCCCCAGCUGUGUUGUUGUGAGCUGGGAGGCCCCUCCUUGCAACGGAGCUCCGGUGACAGAGUUUCGUCUGGAGUGGGGAGCUGCUGAGGGCAGCAUGCAGGUGUGUUACAGUGGACCAGGGCUCAGCCAUGAAAUAAAGGGGCUGCUGCCUGCAACAAACUACUUCAGCCGGGUACAGGCUGUGAAUGUGGCUGGCGUGGGGUCCUUCAGCGAGGCAGUGCUGUGCCAGACGCCCUGCUCCGUGCCUGCAGCCGUCAGCAACAUCUACGCGCUGAAGGAGUCCGAGCUGCGAAGGUUCGAGACUCCAGUGGACGCAGAUGACGACGAGGAAGAGGAGGAUGGCGGUUCCCGGCCGCCGCCACUCUACUCUCCGUCCACCUGCCUGGGCAUUAGCUGGGACCCUCCGUGUGACCACGGCUCCGAGAUCACGUCCUACCUGAUUGACCUCGGAGAGCGCCAGCCCAUUGUUGCUGGUCCCAUCACCAAACACAUCAUCCAGCAUCUGCAGCCCGACACCAGCUACAGGAUCCGAAUCCAAGCCCUGAACAGCCUGGGAGCAGGCCCCUUUAGUCACACCUUUAAGCUGAAGACGAAGCCCCUGCCCCCGCAGCCACCCCGCCUGGAGUGCACCGCCUUCAGCCACCAGACCCUCAGGCUCAAGUGGGGCGAUGGCCCAGCCAAAGCCGCCACCUCAGACGCCCUCCAAUAUCAGCUGCAGAUGGGGGACAAGAGCGGCAGAUUUAUAUCCUUGUAUAAAGGACCAUGCCACACACACAAAGUCCAGAGGCUUAAUGAGUCUACCUCUUAUACGUUCCGCAUCCAGGCCUUUAAUGAGGCGGGCGAAGGGCCCUUCUCCAAUGUUUACACAUUCACCACCCCACGCUCUCCUCCAGCCCCUGUCAAAGUCCCAAAAGUGGAGCGCCUGGAUGACAACUCCUGCGAAGUCACAUGGGAGGCCCUGCCGCCCAUGAAGGGGGACCCGAUCAUCUACACCUUGCAGUGCAUGAUGGGAAACUCCGAGUUUAAACAGGCCUACAAAGGCUCUGCCACAUCCUUCCAUGUCCAGAGCCUGCAGCCCAACAGCGACUACCGCUUCCGGGUGUGUGCUAUCAGGCAGUGCCAUGACGCCCCUGAGCUGAGCGGUCCCUACAGCCCCACAGUGACCCUCUCUCCCCAGCGGAGUGACGUGGUGCUGGGCGGCAGCGCGGCCGGCUCGGGGUCCAGGGCCGGCGCCGAGUCCGGCCGAUCCAGGCGGAGCAUGACGGACGAGCAGUGCGCUUUCCUCCUCCUCAUGGUCUUUGCUGUCAUCGCCAUCCUCAUCGCUUUUGUCAUCCAGUACUUUGUAAUCAAAUAAGCAGUUUGCGCCACCCAGCUGCAGGGUUAUAGCUUUAUUCUUCCCUUCUCUCUCUCUCUCUCUCUCUCUCUCUCUCUCUCUCUCUCUCUCUCUCUCUCUCUCUCUCUCUCUGUUGUUUUGUAUUCUUCGUUUUGUACUUGUAUUGUUUUUUUUCUUCCGCUGUCAACAGAGUAAUCGCGUUAGCCGCAUUGGGGUGCAGUGGGAGGGACAGCUGGGGAGUCACAGCUGAAUAGCAGUUUAAAAAAGUGAGGGCGUGACCCCCUAUUUGGCACCUGUGAUACCUUCCUGACUCUCCUGCCUUUGCCGGCCCGUCCCAACUUUGUGGUAUCUAUUGUUAAGUUCAGAUUUCUGUUUCGUCCUGAUUAGCUUCCGGCGCGAAGAGGAACUCCGAAAGAGCAGGGAUGUGGUUUAUUUCUGGGAAAGGGUCGUGGACAGGGGGAGGGGCACUUUGACUCAUGUACUUGUUGAUUACAGUAUAUAUAGAUAUAUAUAUAUAUGCAUAUAUAUGUGUAUAGAAAUAGUCAUUAUUUAUAUUUCCAUUUGUGUUCAGUAUGAAACUGUUUUUGAUAGAUGUGUUCCAAAAAUAGUAUGUAGGUGUUUCAUUAGCCUAUGUGCUAUUUGAUCCCGGGACCUGAUGGGCCAGUGUUUGCACAGUGGGUUGUGUGUCCAGAUGUGUCUACUGUAUGUAGUUAGUGCCACAGAGGUACACGGCUGGGAGGGCUUCAGGGCCAGAUGAAGGGACUUAACCCCCCCCUGCUGGAGUUUAAGGGGUCUAGUGAGAGAACGAAACCGAAAUGAGAAUCUUGUUCACACCAUUUAGCUUUCAUUUAGCACUUUCCAACCUUUUUGAUGUUCAGAAUGUUUAAGGAUGCAAAAAUGACUGGACAAAUGUUAGUAUAUUUUUGUACAGUGACGACACAAGGACCUGUAAGUUUGAGAAAAAAAGAAAAAAAAGCUCAGUAUAAAGUUAGAAAACAAACAAAAACCAAACUAACAGUGAAUUCUAAUUAUUUUUACUAUCAUAUAGUUAUACUGCUGCUUUACGAAAUAUUGUUGUUCAGCACAAAAAAUGUAUGCUUAUCUGUAUGUUUUUUUUUAUUUUUUAUUUUUUUUUAUUUGAUUUACCCCAGUAAUUGAUUUUGCACCUUAGUGAAAGAAAAACCUUGACUGACUGCGUCUUGGUCUUGUGAUGCAUUUUUAUAGAACACACUUUGAGGUUGUGCAACCCUUCUUGUGUUUAGGGUGUUUUAAAAGUUGUAGUACCACAUAAUAUGUCACUGAAACAGCUGAUCUAUCUCAGCAAAAAAAAAUAAAAAAAAUAAAUAAAUGUAGGAGGGGAAAAAAAAAAGUAUAUACCAGUUGUUUCAGGGGCCUUAAUUGGAGAGGAAAAAAAAUCUCGGGAGAAUUUUCUUAAUUUCGUAAUUAAGUUUUGAUGUUUUUCUUUUAGUGUUAGAAAACUCUAAAAAUUAGUUUUAUUUACUUUUAUUUUUGCAACGUUUAUUUGUUGUUAGGAAACAUACGUAAUCGGGAGAGCCGAAAUUGGAAAGUAGUUUGAUGUAUUACUUAUGAUUUCUUUUGAUUUCUUUUGUCAGGUCAUACAUGUGUGAAGUAUAUUUUUUUAUAAUAUUGAAGUAAUAUAAGUUAAUACUCUCCAGAGAAAAUAAUAAAUCCUGAGUACUCAUGAAUCUUGGAACGCAAAUGGCUGAUACAAAAUGUGUUAUAUCAUGUACUUCCUGUGAAUCUAAAUUUGCCUUUUCUCUGUGUAAGUAUUCGUAACAGAUUUCUAACGCUGAGGUUUCAGUGGUAAUCUGACAGUCUAGUGUUUGCUUUUGGGCAGAUAAUUGCUGUUGCAACCGUAAAAAUGAAAUUACAGGUACCUUGCAAAACGUCUUGGAUAAUUACAUGAUUUGGUCUUUCAGACAUUCUGCAAAUGUCUCCUCUUUGUCAUUUAAAGAAUUAAAAUCCCUAUUUUUGAUAGCGAUUGCAACGUGUGCCAUUUUAACACCUCUUCAUCCUGGGCUUACUACCUUUGGUUGUGGAGAUUAACAAAAUGCGACAAAAAUGAGUAAAAUAUGCACAAAAAUAGAGACCAUUUUUAUGUAAUUUUAAUGUUUGCAGUUACCUCAUACACCGUACAUUCCAAAAUGAAAAUUUGUUAUACUAUACAUACUACCAGACAUAUCACUUUAAAAAUGUUCGUUAUGGGAAAAAUGUAUAAUCAUAGAUGCGUAUCUAAAGUGUAUCUGUAUAGCCAUGAUAUCUACAAAGGAUCCAUGCACAAUAAAAGAUUUAUAAUUCUUAA
This is a messenger RNA of Perca fluviatilis (European perch), 6718 nucleotides long. RefSeq names its product fibronectin type III domain containing 3A (gene fndc3a). Gene Ontology annotation, molecular function: protein binding. NCBI's taxonomy places the organism in Eukaryota, Metazoa, Chordata, Actinopteri, Perciformes, Percidae. The record is from RefSeq and is a predicted model, not a curated record. The transcript has 25 exons. Bases 790 to 4416 code for a protein of 1208 amino acids.